Messenger RNA from Neodiprion virginianus, 7521 nucleotides. It is a transcript of the gene Top2, whose product is annotated as DNA topoisomerase 2. Bases 292 to 4866 code for a protein of 1524 amino acids. Gene Ontology annotation, biological process: resolution of meiotic recombination intermediates; sister chromatid segregation; DNA topological change. The transcript has 25 exons. Gene Ontology annotation, molecular function: DNA binding; DNA topoisomerase type II (double strand cut, ATP-hydrolyzing) activity; ATP binding. The record is from RefSeq and is a predicted model, not a curated record. Lineage: Eukaryota; Metazoa; Arthropoda; Insecta; Hymenoptera; Diprionidae. Gene Ontology annotation, cellular component: nucleus.
AGGUUAAAACGACGCCGAGGUAGAGGGUGUUUAGCCACCGGGUCCUCGUUGUUUACGAUUCGUUUAUGAGAGUAGCCCACUGAAAUAUUGUAAACCGCCAUUAUUCAGUCGUCCGAUAUUGUAAGAAUAAAAAUGUGUUAUCGGUAACUAAUAAGGAUUCCGCGUUGCAGGAGAUCUAGUUCGGAAUUAUUAUUUUUUACGAAAAAAACGUGGCAGGUAAUAUCUAUAUCCUGCAAUUUCGAAAGGUCAGGCGAUUCACACCGGCGUCCUGCCAUCUUCUCGGCCAAUUAGAUGACUACAUUUUCCCGCCUAAUAUUCAAUAAGUCUUUCGGGUUGCUGAGAAGAAAUCUAAGAAAGAUGAGUGGAUCGGUGGAAAAUGGGGCCGGAGAUGCAGCUUCGAAGAAAAAGACAAUUGAGGGAAUUUACCAAAAAAAAUCACAACUGGAGCACAUAUUGUUGCGUCCUGAUACGUACAUUGGCUCUGUAGAACCAAUCACUGAAUCCAUGUGGGUUUUUGACAAGGAGCAAGAAAUGAUGGUUCAACGAGAAAUAUCUUACGUUCCCGGUCUCUAUAAGAUAUUUGAUGAAAUUUUAGUAAAUGCUGCCGACAACAAACAACGUGACGCUAAGAUGGACAUGAUCAAAAUUGACAUUGAUGUGGAAAAUAACACAAUAUCGGUAUGGAACAAUGGACAAGGUAUUCCAGUAGUAAUUCACAAGGAAGAAAAAAUGUAUGUACCUACGAUGAUAUUUGGUCACCUCUUGACCUCGUCUAACUAUGACGACAAAGAGGAAAAAGUUACUGGAGGUAGAAAUGGGUAUGGCGCGAAACUGUGCAACAUAUUCAGCCACCGUUUUACAGUAGAGACUGCCUCCAAAGAAUACAAAAAGUCUUUGAAACAGACGUGGGGAAAUAACAUGGGCAAAGCCAGUGAGCCCAAGAUCAAAGAUUUUUUCGGCAGUGAAGACUUUACAAAAGUCACGUUUUCCCCGGAUCUGUCAAAAUUCAAAAUGCAAGCAUUAGACAAUGAUAUAAUAUCGUUAAUGACGCGUAGAGCAUACGACGUUGCCGCAUCUUCCAGAGGUGUCAGGGUCUUUCUCAAUGGAACCAGAAUACCAGUAAAGACUUUCAAAGAUUAUGUAGACCUCUAUAUCAAAGGGAAGGAGGAUGACAUUGGCAACCCUCUGAAGAUUGUAUAUGAAAAUUGUGGCCCACGAUGGGAAGUUGCAAUAACGUUAUCCGACAAAGGAUUUCAGCAAAUGUCAUUUGUCAACAGUAUCGCGACCACAAAGGGAGGUAGACAUGUGGAUCAUGUCACAGAUGCAGUAGUCAAACAGCUCAUGGAUACCCUGAAAAAAAAGAACAAAGCUGGAAUAGCAAUCAAACCGUUUCAAAUAAAAAACCAUUUGUGGGUAUUUGUUAAUUGUCUCAUAAACAACCCAUCAUUUGAUUCACAAACUAAAGAGAAUAUGACUCUGCAGUCCAAAAGUUUUGGCUCUAAAUGCGUGCUAAGUGAAAAAUUUAUCAACCAGGUCACAAAGAUUGGCAUUGUAGAGGCAGUAUUAUCUUGGGCCAAGUUCAAGGCUGACACUCAGCUACAAAAGCUAGGACCUAAAACAAAGCAAAGAAAACUACAAGGUAUCCCGAAGUUGGAAGAUGCUAAUGAUGCUGGGACAGUAAAAUCUUUAGACUGCACCUUAAUUCUUACUGAGGGAGAUUCAGCCAAGACAAUGGCUGUGUCUGGACUAUCGAGUGUUGGAAGAGAUAAAUACGGAAUUUUCCCUCUGAGAGGUAAACUGCUGAAUGUUCGAGAAGCGACACACAAACAAAUUCUGGAAAAUGCUGAGAUCAACAACCUGAUAAAAAUUCUUGGACUUCAGUAUAAAAAGAAAUAUGAGACUAGAGAAGAUAUGAAAACUCUUCGUUAUGGAAAAUUAAUGAUUAUGACAGAUCAGGAUCAGGAUGGAUCACAUAUAAAAGGACUGUUGAUAAACUUCAUCCACCACAAUUGGCCAUCAUUACUUAGGAUUGACUUCAUCGAAGAGUUCAUAACCCCAAUCGUAAAAGCAACCAAGGGAAGCCAAGUAUUUUCAUUUUUCUCCCUACCCGAAUUUGAAGAGUGGAAAAAAGAUACGGAAAAUUUUCAUACCUACAAGAUCAAAUACUACAAAGGUUUGGGUACGUCUACUGCCAAAGAGGCAAAAGAGUACUUUGAUAACAUGGCUAGGCAUAGAAUUCGCUUCAGAUACGAGGGUGAGCAGGACGACCAAAACAUAAUAAUGGCGUUCAGUAAAAAAUGCAUUGAGCAGCGAAAAGAUUGGCUAACUAAUCAUAUGGAAGAGACUAAAAGGCGCAAAGAAAUUGGUCUUGGUGAAAAAUAUUUGUACGAAAAAAACACUCGUACAAUUACAUUCUCCGAUUUUAUAAACGUCGAGUUAGUGCUAUUCAGUAACUACGACAAUGUGCGAUCAAUUCCGAGCUCAAUAGACGGUUUUAAACCUGGUCAGAGAAAGGUCAUUUACACAUGUUUGAAACGUAAUGAUAAACGUGAAGUUAAGGUAGCGCAACUGGCUGGUUCAGUUGCCGAGCAAUCUGCAUACCAUCACGGUGAAGCUUCCCUCAUGGCUACUAUUAUUAAUUUGGCCCAAAAUUUCGUCGGUAGCAACAACAUCAACUUACUUCAACCCAUUGGACAGUUUGGUACCAGGCUCAUUGGUGGAAAAGACUCUGCUAGUCCUCGUUAUAUUUUCACAAUGCUUAGUCCAUUAGCGAGAUUGAUUUUUCACAAAAACGAUGAUCCGCUUCUGACUUACGAGUACGAUGAUAAUGUCAAAAUUGAGCCUGUAUACUAUAUGCCUAUCAUACCAAUGGUGUUGGUGAAUGGGGCAGAUGGCAUCGGCACAGGAUGGAUGACAAGAAUUCCAAACUAUAAUCCCAGAGAAAUCAUUGAUAAUCUUUACAGAAUGAUGGAUGGUGGUGAAAUCAAACCUAUGCUCCCAUUCUACAAAAAUUUUAAAGGAACGAUAGAAAGUUGCGGGGAUUAUCGUUUCGUCAUUAGUGGAGAAAUUUCUGUAAUAGGACCCGACAGAGUUGAAAUUACAGAACUUCCAAUCGGCACAUGGACACAGGCUUAUAAGGAAACCAUUUUAGAGCCAAUGUUGCAUGGUUCUGACAAAUCUCCACCUAUGAUCACGGACUACAAAGAGUACAACAGUGAUGUGGCUGUUCGAUUUAUCGUAUUUAUGAAUAGAGAUAAACUGGUCGAAUUGGAAAGAGACGGGCUUCACAAAGCUUUCAAAUUGCAAACAACUAUGUCUACCACAUCUAUGUGCGCAUUUGAUGAGAAUCUCUGCCUGCGAAAAUUUGAACAUGUCGGGAUUAUAUUCAGAGAAUUCUAUAAAAUCAGAUUAGAAUUUUAUAAUAAGCGUAAGAAAUAUAUGGAAGGUAUACUCCAAGUCGAAGCUGCAAAACUUAGCAAUCAAGCCAGAUUUAUUCUUGAGAAAUGUGACGGCGAUUUGGUUGUUGAAAACAAAAAGAAAAAGGACAUGAUUGCGGAAUUGGUUAGGCGAGGCUAUGACUCCGAUCCGGUAGUAGCGUGGAAGUUGAGACAAAAUAGAGAACAAGCUCUGGAGGAAAUGGCUCAGAAUGCGGCCACAGAGGAAAGUGAGGAAAGCCAACCUGCCGAAAAAGAGAAUUUUGACUAUCUAUUAGGAAUGACUAUGUGGAAUUUAACGAAGGAAAAAAAGGAAGAUCUUCUUCGUCAAAGGGAUGAUAAAUUGGCUGAAUUCAAAAGAUUACAAUCGCGCACGCCAGUUUCUCUCUGGAAGGAAGAUCUCGACAAUUUGUUAGCUGAACUCAACAAGGUUGAAGAGAAGGAGAGAAAGGAGGAAGAGAAGUCAAAGCAAGGUGUGAAGAAACCUCCCCAGAAAAUAUAUAAGUCUGAAGAUGCUCGUAGAAUUCAACCAAUUAUAGACGAAGAGUUGAAGAAGAAGAUCGAAAAAGCUACUACUGCAGCCAAGGACAAAAAAGAUGGAAUAAAAAAGCUGAAGGUGAAGAAAGAGAUCAAGGAAGAAAAAGAUGAAUUUGAUCUGCUUGUUGAAUCUAAUGCCAAACCGCUAGACGAUAGAGUCGGUAACUCCCCUGAUAAGGUGGAGAAGAAAGUGAUGGCUAAAAAAGGUGGCAAACAAACUACAUUAAAUUUCAAGCCAGUUAAGAAAGAGAAAGUGGACAAGUCUGAUAAGAAAAGGGACAAGAAAAACCUAAACGAUUCAGAUUCUGAUGGUGACGUUGAAGAUAUAGAUUUUGACAGCAUAUCCCCACCUCCGAGGGUACGUGAACCUCGCCGAACAACCAAAGCUAAAAUCAAUUAUUCACUGGACAGCGAUGACUCAGAUGCUGAUAAACCAUUCAUCGAUUUGAGUGACAAUUCUGAACCAGAAACAAAACCGUUUGGGAAACCUGUGAAGCUUGAAAGUGACUCAGAUGAUGACACAAGAACAUUAAAUCCCAAAAAACCACAACCACAAGUCAAUUUGGACGACGUAUUCAAUUCUCUCAUUGCCGAUAGCCCAACAAAGCCAACAACAGCCAAGAUCACAUCAUCAGGCGAUGAUUCUCCCAUUAAGGCCACUCCACCUAAGAAAGCUCCGCCUAAGAAAAAGACUGAAAACGGUGGUGGUGGUCGCGGAACUAAAAGGGCCAAGAAAGUUAAGUCUUCUUCGGAAUCGGAAUCCGACGAAAUAUUCGCAAUUAAGGGUAAAAAGCAAAGGAGAAACGAAGCUGACACGGUGACAGCACAACCAAAGUCAGCCCGGAAUCGGAAGGCUAUCUCGUACGCAAUCACGUCGGAGGAGGAAUCCGAUUGAAAGCAAUGAAAAUGAAACUACAUAUAGCAAAUGAGUGUUUGUGGAUUUCAAGUGUAUAUCGUAUGAUCGUGUUGUUGAACUUGAUCGAAAAUGAUUUUCUACCCGUUCAGGUCGUUUUAGCAUUCCAGUCAAGAUUUUAUCACUUUGUGGUGGCGAUGAUUUUGAGAUGUUGGAGUACAUUUUACCGCAAGGUACCUUAGGUUGUAACCAAUCAUUAAUAUAAUUUUAAAUGAAUAGUAUUGUGAAUAUUUAUAGUAACUACUCGUAGGUAGUGUUAUUAAUAUGGAUAAUUCGCGUCGAAUCUUCUAAUUUUAAACUGCUGCAAGUGUGGUUUGAUUAUUAUAAAAUGUGACGGUCUAGUGUAAUUGUACGAGUUUAUAAGAAUUAGUAUACAAGGAUAACGUACUCGCGUAAGACCGAGACUCGUCAUUUUAGAGGAUUAUUAUUACUAACGGUUUGUUUUUUUUUUCAACAAAUAAAAAAAAAAAAUUAUUUAACUCUCUGUAUCUGAAAAUUUCGUUUCAAUAUACAUUCUAUAUUUUACAAAGUAUUUUCUGACUCGUACUAUUUCACGGAAUCACAACGGGGCAAAGUUCUUUCGAUUACAUUUGGAUUUGAAGAAAAGGUAAUUACUUUUAUACAUCUUGGCCGAAAAAUUGAGUUUAUACUGAAAAGUUAAAAUCACACUUCUUACAAAGUAUAUGUGCCUUUCCAAGUACAGAUACUAAUUUUUCUAAUUACAUCCAGUUUAGAUCAGUGCUGAGUACGAAUUAUAUUAUUAUCUGAGAUAAAAUGAAGCUUCAAGACGAUCAAGUUCGUCAUUGCAUAGAAUUUAAUCAACUGACCAAGUACUCUAAAUAAAAACAAAGAUUUUUUCCUACAAAAACUCGGCAGAUUUAUAAUUUCUUCAAUUUUUUUACACGUUGAAAUAAUAUGAUUCAUAGGAUCUUGAUGUAAAUGAAAUAUUUUGUAAAGCAUCAAAAUUAGUGGUUGAGACAACGACUGAUACUAACGUUUGAUUGAUUUAGACUCUAAUUUAGACCAACUGUGAGAAUAAUUCGUGUUACAAACAAUCUGCGUAACUGAUAAUUUUAACAUCUACUCUUAGUACAAUUUCCCACAUCUCAUAGCUACCAACAUGUAGAUAUACGUACAAAAUGAAAGAUAGACAUUACACUAGAGGACAAUGUUUUAGAUAUCAAUAAAAGAAAAAAAAUGAAUAAAAACGAAGAUAGCCAUAUUCUCCAAUUCUAAUUAGUCGUGUUCUAUAUGUAAAAUCUUGAGGGAAUAUUUGUGUAUUUUCAUGUAUUUUACAUACUUUCUAUAUAAGAUACGUUACAAAACUUUUUAAUACAUUCGUCACGAAUCAUCAAGUUUCGAUUGAAACUAAUCAUUCAAAUUUGCUCAUCAUUCCUGUAUCAAACUACUAAAACUCACCGGAAAUGUUUUAGCGGAGAAAAAUUAUCAAUCGCAAAAUCAAACAGUUUAUCACUGAUAAUCACGUGAUCUGCGUUCUUAUUUUGCAAUUUUUACAUCGUUGCAAACGCACUGAAACAAUAAUUUAUGGAACAAACUGUUUCAACUGCAAUCCUGGAAUCCAAAUUUGCUCUUAUCAAUGGAUAAAUUUGCAGACAUCACGCAAAACCUUUGGUUUUCUCAACUUUUCUACUUCAUGAUUAGCUAAUUAUUACGAUAGAAAUUAUUUUAUAACAAUUUUGAAUAUUCAAAUUCAUGUAUGUACAUAUCUGCAUUUUAAAAUCCGUCACCUCCGGAUUUGAUGGAAAACAAAAAGAACUAUUAAAAAAAAUUUUUUUUUAUCUACAUGCUGUGCUCCAAGGUAAAAAUAAGAUAGUUCGAAUGCAAGCGUACAUAUUAUCGGCGUAAUUCCGUCAGUAGGAAAUCGUACAAACGUUUGGUCAAGUGACAAAACAACUAAUAAGAGUAUGAGAAAACUAAAAACAAAAAGAAAACGGAAAAUUACAACUGUAAAUGGCCGACAAAUAUAUUUGUCUAAGGCUCAAGCAUACUUCUGGCAAUAUGUACACAUGGAAUAAUUUUAAUUGACUAGUAGCACGUUACUUUUGGAACCACACUCAUAAAAACAAUAAUAAUAUAAUGAAAUAUCAUGAGAUUUAUAAUGAGUAAAUAAAAGAGGAAUAAGAAAAAAAAAGAAAGUAAUGGGACUUUAGCAAAUCAGACUUACUUUUCACAGUUUGACUAAUUUAAAAAUUAUACACAAAACUUAAUUUUAUUGCUAUUACAUUAUUAUAGUAGUAUUAUAUACACCUACGCCAUUUUACACAGUCUGCGUAAAGAUCCUUCGACAUACAUAUAUAUAUAUACAUUUAUAUAUUUGUAUAUAUAACAAGGGAAAAAGAAGAGGGUAUCAGACGCGUUAUGAAAAUUCGAUUUUAUUUUUUACUAGCUUGUCGUAUUUUUGUGUCCCGAAUCAAGGGCCGUCCAUUCAUAUGGAUUGAUUGUAACAGUGUUUUCAAAUUUCUGUAAAAACAAACUAAAAAAAAGAAUAAAUAAAUAGCUCAACUUAAUGCGAGUAAACUUUUCCCCCAUGUGUUCACCUAGUUAAGGACAAGAAUUUUGUUUCUGCUGAAAAAUCAUUCAGCUUGCAAAAAUUCUACGUCGCUUUCCAUUAUUAGU